This is a messenger RNA of Linepithema humile (Argentine ant), 2930 nucleotides long. RefSeq names its product sodium-independent sulfate anion transporter-like. Gene Ontology annotation, molecular function: sulfate transmembrane transporter activity. Lineage: Eukaryota; Metazoa; Arthropoda; Insecta; Hymenoptera; Formicidae. Gene Ontology annotation, cellular component: plasma membrane. The record is from RefSeq and is a predicted model, not a curated record. Gene Ontology annotation, biological process: transmembrane transport.
UGAGCGAACGGGCCGCCGCUUCCACUCCGUCGCUCCGCGAGAGAGUCCGGUGACUUGUACGAUUGACCGCAACGUUGUGCAGACACGAAACCCGCCCGCGCACAUUCCCGAACUUCAUUCUCCACAUUGCACUUUUUCGGCAUAUCCGCGCGGCCAGCAAUCGUGCGUUAGGCAGGUAAUAUCCACGAGGAAGAGGAAAACGAAACGGUGAACGUCCUUGCGUUCCACGUCGCAUCACACCGGCGGAUUCACUAUUGUUUUCACCAACCUGACGAUGAAUGCGGAACAUGGAGCCAUGUCUUAUCACGUGUUAUAUUGCAGAGGCAAUUAGAGGGUCACCCAAUCGCGAAUGUACUCUCGACAGGAUGGAGUCCACCUGAGAAGGCAGCAUCAGCUUUACGUCGGCGCCGAUCGUUCGAUAUCGAAGGACGCGUCUCAUUUGAAUUCGCCCUCGGUCGAUCUCGUCGAUCUCAGGCAACUGCUAUCAUGUCCAGGUAUAACGUCAAUGACGAGUACGACGAAAGAAAUCGCAGGGAGGUGAUGCUGACUGGCUUCAGCAGCAAUACGCUCGACGACGUUCUUCGCAGCAACAACAACGAGCCAAACGCCCUGAACGGAAAUCCGGGAGAUGUAAUUGGAAGCCAUGUCCACGCCAUCACCAAAGACACAAAAGUCAACUUUGAAGCAUCACAAAAUUCUAACAAGAAUGUCCUGUGUACUUCCGGAAGAAGAUGGCUUCAUCGACAGGUGAGGAGAUCCUGUAGAAUGAAGUUGCUGUUCAAGAAAAUACCGAUCCUAAGUUGGUUACCGAAUUAUCGAAAAGAAUACAUAGUGAGUGAUUUGUUGGCCGGUAUUACCGUAGGUCUUACUGUCAUACCGCAAGCCAUAGCGUAUGCUAACGUCGCGGGACUACCUUUACAAUACGGACUAUACUCAUCUUUUAUGGCGUGUUUCGUGUAUACAAUUUUUGGUUCCUGGAAGGACGUACCUGUUGGACCAACCGCGAUCGCCGCUAUCCUAACGAGAGAGACUUUGCAAAAGGCUCAUCUAGGACCCGACUUCGCCGUAUUAUUGUGUUUCAUCUCGGGCUGCGUCUCUUUAUUAAUGGGAAUUCUGCAAUUAGGAUUCUUACUGGAUUUUAUAUCGGGACCGGUAUCCGUGGGUUUCACAUCGGCAGCAUCAAUUAUUAUUGCCACCAGCCAGGUAAAGGAUAUCCUUGGGCUUAAAGUUUCCGGUACUAAAUUUGUCCAAGUUUGGCAAAGUAUCUUUGAACAUAUCAGCGAAACGAGGCACUGGGACACCACUUUGGGAAUCGUUUGCAUAAUCAUUCUCCUAUUUCUCCGAAAGGUGAAAGACUGGUCAGUAGUGUCGAAAAAUACCAAAGUACCGUCGCAACUUCAACAAGUCGUCACGAAGUUGCUCUGGCUGAUCUCCACAGCCAGAAACAUCAUUGUAGUCAUCGUCUGCGCGGUGAUGUGCUGGCUUCUCGAGGAACACCUGGGAGAGUCGCCCGUAAUUUUAACGGGUCACGUGAAACAGGGACUACCGGAGUUCCGUCUGCCGCCUUUCGAAACUCAGGUCGGAAACGUGACCUACACCUUCAUCGAUAUGAUUUCCGCUAUGGGCACCGGCUGUUUGGUCGUACCUAUGCUGAGCCUGCUGGAAACCAUUUCCAUCGCCAAAGUAUUCUCUGAUGGCAAGUCGAUAGAUGCAACUCAAGAAAUGUUAGCACUGGGUGCAUGCAAUGUGAUGUCGUCAUUCGUAUCGUCGAUGCCUGUGAGCGGUGGCCUCAGCCGAGGCGCGGUCAACCACUCAUCUGGUGUGAAAACAACUCUCGGUGGGGUUUACACCGGGGUGUUAGUGCUUAUAUCGUUGCAAUUUCUCACACCCUACUUGUACUAUAUUCCUAAGGCUGCCUUGGCAGCCGUUAUUAUCGCCGCAGUUGUCUUCACGGUGGAAUUUCAGGUGUUGAAGCCUAUGUGGCGAAGCAAAAAAAUUGAUCUCAUACCGGCCUUUACCACGUUUCUAUGCUGUCUUUUAAUACGACUCGAACUGGGAAUAGUGAUCGGCAUCGGCAUAAAUCUCUUGUUCUUACUUUACGCUUCGGCCAGACCGACCUUACGAGUUCACAAAGCUACGAGUAUUAGUGGCUAUGAAUAUCUCGUCAUAACACCGGAUCGGAGUCUGGUGUUUCCGAGUGUUGAAUAUGUACGAGCCGUCAUUAGUAAACAAGGAUUGCGAGAGGGUACCACUGUACCUGUCGUGAUAGAUUCCACGCAUAUCCAGGCAGCCGACUUCACCGCUGCAAAGGGUAUCAAAACUUUGAUAGAGGAUUUUGCUAAGCGGAGCCAACCCUUAAUAUUCCAUAAUUUGAAGCCAAGCGUCAUCGAAAUCUUCAAAGGUGUAAAACCUUCCGGGCUCACUUGCAGCUCCAGCGAACUCGAACUCAACGAUUGUCUUAAAGAUCACACAAAUAGUUCAGCCGAUAGUCUCAAUAGAUAUUGAAUACAAGAUGAUAGACAAUAAAACGAUAUAUUUUCUUCCUUAGUGAGCAUCAGUAUUAUUGAGCGAGAAUAUUACGGAUAGCAAACUAUCUAUAUAUAAUAUUAUUGGGAAACAAUGUUACUUUCAAAUUUACCUUAUUGAAUUAACAGGUUGUACAUAUAUGUAUGUAUUUUUGACCUCAUGCGCUAGUAUAAAAAUAGUUUGUAUCGUGUAAAUUUGCGCAGUGUACACAGUGUAAUAUUUUUGUAUUUACGACAGAUAAAAACUUAAGUUUAUGUAUAUGUGACUUUCUCCGAAAAAAUCUGGCUUAUAAUAAAAUUUUUGGGUUUUUACGUUUUGGUAUUUUUAACAUUAUUAAUAAUUUACUUUCAUUAAACUAAUCCAAGGUCCCUAUUUUUAAAAUUGAGGUAAAAAUUGAGUUUAAA